This is a messenger RNA of Selaginella moellendorffii, 1876 nucleotides long. Its product is annotated as transcription factor E2FA. NCBI's taxonomy places the organism in Eukaryota, Viridiplantae, Streptophyta, Lycopodiopsida, Selaginellales, Selaginellaceae. Gene Ontology annotation, molecular function: protein dimerization activity; DNA-binding transcription factor activity, RNA polymerase II-specific; RNA polymerase II cis-regulatory region sequence-specific DNA binding. The transcript has 15 exons. The record is from RefSeq and is a predicted model, not a curated record. The coding region runs from base 137 to 1426 and encodes 429 amino acids. Gene Ontology annotation, biological process: regulation of transcription by RNA polymerase II. Gene Ontology annotation, cellular component: RNA polymerase II transcription regulator complex.
GUGGGUGUGUGUGUUGUGUAGUCUUGGGUUUUUUCGGUGGGAGAGCUCCUCUUUCUUCUCCGGUCGAGGGGAAAUUUUAGGGCGACGCGAAUUCGAGGGCUGGGGCAGCGGGAAAGAUGCGUGGCGAGUAGGCGGCAUGGUGGAGAUCUACCGCGACAACGGCCUACAUUCUGGUAAGACGCCUCCGCAGCUCAAGAGAAAUGGGUCUGGGCUAGCGGCGCCCCCCGAUUUCCAGCAGCACAAAUCUAGUAUGGUUUUCCAGCGCCCGCCAUUCUCGUUUGCCGGGGAGCACCACUUUGGCGGUGAAGGGGAGAGCUUUCUUGGCGAAAGAUCGGAGAUGUCCAAGUUCUCGGAGGACUCUUUACACUCGUCUCCUGUUGUUACUCCUGGGUGCGGCCCAGGUUCCAAGCGUGUUAGCCGUCCAAAGUUCGUGAAAAAUGCCACCAAAAGUGGCCCUCAAACUCCCGGUAGUGUAGGUGGAUCACCCGCUGCUAGCGUGCCAACACCAGUCAGUACAUGCCGCUAUGACAGUUCCUUGGGUCUUUUGACGAAGAAGUUUAUUGACUUACUUAAGCAAGCUGAGGAUGGUGUCCUUGAUCUUAACAAAGCUGCAGAGACAUUGAAAGUGCAAAAGCGAAGGAUCUAUGACAUCACCAAUGUGUUGGAAGGAAUUGGCUUAAUAGAAAAGAAGUUGAAAAACAGAAUAAGAUGGAAAGGACUUGGUUUCACAACUCCUAUGGAUAUAUCACCUGACAUGACAGCGUUCAAGUCCGAAGUGGACGAACUACAUGUCGAGGAACGGGACCUAGACGAAAGUAUAAGGGAGAUGCGGGAAAAGCUGAAAAUGUUGAGUGAAGAUGAAAACAAUAAACAAUGGUUGUACGUGACCGAGGACGACAUUAAAAGUUUACCUUGCUUUCGUAAUGAAACCUUGAUUGCGAUCAAAGCUCCCCAUGGAACUACUCUAGAAGUUCCUGAUCCGGACGAGGCCGUUGAGUACCCGCAGAGACGAUACCAGAUAUUGUUGCGCAGCACGAUGGGACCCAUAGAUGUAUAUCUUGUGAGCCGAUUCGAGGAAAAAUUCGAAGAAACGAAUACGUUAGAACUCACGGGCCCGUCCCGUACCGUGGAAGAGAACACCAUUGCUGUCAUUGAGAAUGUAGAGCAUGUAGUUACAAGGCCGCCUCCAUCACACUUCGCUGGUGCGGAAUCAUCAAGUAUGCCCGACUAUGGAAACGGCAUCAUGAAGAUUUUGCCAGCUGAAGUCGAUACGGAUGCUGAUUAUUGGCUUUUAUCGGAUGCUGGUGUCAGUAUCACCGAUAUGUGGAGGACCGAUCCUUCGACAGCUAUGUGGGACGAAGUCCAGCUCCAGGCUGCCGAGUUUGGAAUCGAAGGCGAACCACAAACACCGCCAAUGGCUUCAUAGCAGCAAACGAAGAGAGAAAACCUCCCAAGAGGCUCAGGAGGCUUCCUUCCAAGUCAAAACUCUUGUUUCUCCAGACAAGACUGCGAGAAGCUUUACAGAGUUCCAUUUGCAACGACACUUUGGGAAGCUGCGUUUGCUGUGCCAAUAAAAAUCCAACGAUAGGUAACAUUGGCUCUCUUUAUAUCUCUAUAGAGUUACAAAGCCAGCCAAGCCAAGCCUGGCUUUGACAGAAGCAAGCCAUGGAACCAAGAAGCACGAAAUCUCCUCACAGCCUAGAAUUGGAGCACACAGCCUCUUUGACGACGUCGAUUCUUUCCAACAAAAUUGGAUCCACUUUCGCUAAUUUUUUUUGCCGGGUGCUGUGAUAUUUCAUAGUGUGCUUUGUAAUCUUCUGUAAUAUUGAAGCAAAAUUAUUUGUUUCCAGUAAAAUUAUCAAGGUAUAAUUAAACC